Messenger RNA from Helianthus annuus (common sunflower), 2283 nucleotides. RefSeq lists its product as uncharacterized. The coding region runs from base 1 to 2283 and encodes 760 amino acids. The transcript has 4 exons. Gene Ontology annotation, molecular function: zinc ion binding. The record is from RefSeq and is a predicted model, not a curated record. Lineage: Eukaryota; Viridiplantae; Streptophyta; Magnoliopsida; Asterales; Asteraceae.
AUGAGGACAUGGACUAGGGGGUUGAAGGAGCAGGACCGGGUUGAUGGUAAGCAUGCAGACAAGGACAGUGAAGAUAGUGAGUUCAUCGUGCAAGAUGAAGAGUCAAAUUCUGAUGAUGAAGAUUAUGAUGAACUAGUUGAGACCAGUGAUGAAGAGGAAGCUGCAGAUGAUGUACAUGGAUUAGAGUCAGACAAAGAGGAUGUUGAGUGGAUACAGUCACAACAUGCAGUUAGAGAGGCAAACAAGAUACAUUUGGAAGCCAAAAAGAAAGUGCUUGAUGAGGUAGUACAUGAAAGACAAACAGAGGCUAAUUUGCAUGAAACAGAGGGUAAUUUGCAUGAAACUGAGGGUAAUUUGCAUGAAAGUGAAGAGGCAAGGGUAGAUGGUAACAGUAGUUACGAGGAAUCUGACGGGGACAUUUUAACACCUGGUGAUAGUGAGGAUGAUGAUAUCAGGGGCAAGAAGUACAAGGAAGCAGUCCCAUCUGUAGGUGAACAUACAAAUUGGAAGAAAUUUAUUUGGAAGGUGGGAAUAAGGUUUGCAUCAAGGGAGGCCUUUAAAGAGGCAGUGAGGCAGUACUCAGUAGCUAAUGGUAGGAACUUGUACCUUGCAAAGAGCGAAAAGACUGCAUGUGGCCGUAUUGUUGUCAAUUGUGUUAAAGGGUGUUCAUUCUUUAUACAUUGUUCACUUCAUAAAGGGAAAGAGUGUUACUUGGUAAAGAGAGUGAAGCAUACACAUACCUGCCAAAGAAACAUGGUAAAGAAUAGACAGCUAACUGCAAUGUUCAUAGCUAAUGAGUUCCUGCAAGUGUUCAAAUCCAAGCCCAACUGGUCGGCUAAGGAAAUCAUAUUGGCUGUGAAACAUAAGUAUAAAGUAAUAAUCACCAAGUGGCUGGCCUACAAGGCUAAAGCAUGUGCACAUAAGAAACUUCAUGGAUCAAUGAGGGAUCAUUAUAGCAAAAUUGGUGCAUACAUGGAGAUUUUGAAAAAAGUAAACCCAACAUCAACAUUUGUGCUUGUUACUGCACCACCAGGUUUCAUUAACUUAGAUCCCACAGCCACAUGUGAAACUUUUUUCAGACUCUUUGUGUGUUUUGAUGGUGUGAAAAGAGGAUUUCUAGCUGGAUGUAGGAAGGUCUUGUGUCUAGAUGGUUGUUUUCUAAAGACCUUCCUAGGAGGGAUGUUGUUAACUGCAGUUGGCAGAGAUGCUAAUGAUCAGAUGUAUCCAUUGUCAUGGGUAGUUGUAGAUGGUGAAAAUAACGAUAGCUGGGAAUGGUUUAUGGAAGAGCUCAGGAAGUGUUUGGGUGUAAGUGAUGGUGGUGAGGCAUGGACAUUCAUCUCAGAUCAACAAAAGGGUCUUUUAAAUGUUGUGGCACUUAUUUGGCCAAGAGCAGAGCAUAGAAACUGUGCAAGGCACAUCUAUGCAAAUUCGCACAAGAAUUUUAAAGAUGAGGAGCUCAAGGAAUUGUAUUGGAAAGCUGCAAGAGCAUACUGUGAACCUGAUUACCUCCAAGCCAUUGAUGAAAUGAGGGCCAUAAACCAGGAUGCAGUAGAGGCAAUCUUAAAGCAGGAUCCCAAAGCAUUUAACAGGUGCUACUUGAAAACUCACACUAAAUGUGAUGUCAUAGUAAACAACAUGGCAGAAACAUUUAAUGGUUAUAUCAUAACUGCAAGGUCAAAGCAUAUUAUAUACAUGCUAGAGGACAUUAGGGUUCAAAUCAUGAGUAGGUUAGUCAUCAAAAGAACUGAAAUGGAAGCCAAAGAUGUGGUCAUUUGCCCCAAUAUCCAGGAGAAACUUGAUUUCUCAAAAGAUGCAGCCUUUAGGUGUGAGGUAUACCCCUCAUCUUAUCAGGUUUUCCAAGUUAGAGAUGUUGAUGAUGUUACAGUUGACUUGGAAAAUAAGACCUGCACAUGUAGAAAGUGGCAAUUAAGGGGGUAUCCUUGUAAGCAUGUGUGUGCUGUGGCUGGAUUUUUGCAUAAGAAUGCUGAGUAUUAUGUUGACCCAUGUUACCACAAAGAAACAUACAUGAGAACUUAUGAGUACUCAAUCCCACCAUUGCCUAGUGAAAAGUUUUGGCUGAAGGUUGAUUAUCCAAUGGAUCCACCUCGAAUCAAAAAGGCAGAAAGAGGGACCCUCAUGAGGAUCCCAAGAAGCCAGAUUCUCAAAAUGCGGCAGAAAUCGGAAGGAAAAAAGCAAGUAAAAGGGGAAGGCCAACUAAAAGAGGAAGGCCAAGUAAAAGGGGAAGACCAACGAAGAAGGCUGCAGUUAGUUAAUAUGUUAUGA